AUGAUGUCUAUAGUAAGUAGUAGUCAAAAUAUUGGCACUACGGCUGGUAGUAGCAAGACGACAAACCAAAGCAGUUCAAACUCAAGUGGCAGCAUGAGCACGGGAGCAUCCGUCGCACAUGCGAUCGUGAGCUUAGCACAUACUGGAAACAAGAACUUGCAGGACCGUGUCCAUCAUUCAUGCAAGACGUUAACUCUCCAACCACAGGAAGCUAUAAGUCAAUUGAGGAAUCAUCAGCCAAGUAGCAAUGCAGCCAAUCAUGCUGCUGCGGUGCUCACUUCAGUAUCUCGCGUCGGAAAGCUUCCUGCAGCAGCGAAACCCGUCAAGAAACGAUCAACGAAAUCCAAAUGCUCGCCAGGAUUGCGUAGUGGAAAGUGGACACCAGAGGAGGAAGCGUUUACGAAUAUGAUCAUCCACUACUUUAAACGUGGGCUACUGGACGUUGAGGAUGGCACUUCACUGCGCUGGUAUCUUGCCAAGCGCUUGAAUUGCGAGGCCAUGCGUGUGACCAAGAAGCUCAAGGGUAACAGCUCGAUUGGUAAACAGGUAUUUCGUGCCAUAGAAAACAACCCCGCUAACCGCCAAGCCAUCCGACGCGCUCGUGAAGAGUUGUCUAUCGUCGAAGCUCGCUUCCUCGACUCGCUUAGCGCUGGAGGUGUUGGCCCAGGCUCGCAGCAUGUUAUAACUGCACCAUUGCCAUCUUCUCUCGCUGUGUCAGUCCUCGGUCGCAAGAUUCUACCGAACAUGAAGUUUACUGGUGGAUCGAACCAACCACCUUUGGCCCCUAUGCCCCAACCAAAGUCGGAAGAUGCAAGACUAUUGAUGCACUUCUUUUGUGAAGCGUACGACACAAACUCUGACGAGGAGCCGGAAGCUGAGAAGAAAGCCGAGCCAGGUAGUCUCAGCGUAGAUCUAAGCGGAAAACUUGGCAAGAAACGGCCGCUGUCAAGCGCAACUAACGCCAACGCGGCCAAGACACUGGACAAACACGAUUCCACUUCUCCUAAGGUAAAACGACAGGCGAUCAAGAUUCAGGACAUGACGGAAUGA
Molecule: messenger RNA, 1050 nt
Organism: Peronospora farinosa
Lineage: Eukaryota; Oomycota; Peronosporomycetes; Peronosporales; Peronosporaceae
Source: the annotation of a GenBank genome assembly